AUGCAGCGAUUGACCUUCAAAUAAAAAUUCUCUUUGCAAUUUGUAUAGAGCUCUUUUUCAAUUUGUAUUUCUCUUAGAGUAACCCCAAUUUGCCGGUCUCUUCCACAAUUCGGUGUGCACAACUAGCUAAUACAAAGUAAUAUCUACCCACAUAAUAUAUAUAUUUUGUUUGUACGUGUCCAUUAAUAUUUCUUCAAUUUAUUGCUCGAACUUGUACAUAAUCAUCGAUUAUUGACGUAUACGGUGAGCAUUAUUGAACUUAUCCACCAGCGACCAAAAAACAAGAAAAAAAAAAACAGUGUCGCAAGGUUGGAAACCCAUUAUUACACUUUUAAAUUUCAGCGAUUAUGCUUUGAAUUAUAAUACCAACAAUAACAACAAUAAUGUGUGGCGUCCACGGUAUGAUGCGAGGAGGCAGGGAGACGCGGUCAAUGCACAUUGAAAAAAGUCUCACGUGCUGCUGCGUAGGCCAAUAGAUAUACCAACGACAUGAGCCAACGUUGUCAGACAUCGAACCUCAAGCAAAAACAAAGCCAAAUAAAUGCUGGCUUCACUGAAACUAGGCCCAAGUCAAUGCAUGGGUUCAAGAACUUUGAAAAUUCCCACCACUCAUGUACGACAAACUAACACAUGUUCAGUCCCAAGUAGGAAGAAGUAUUUCAAUAACAUUUGCUCCACAAACCUAUUGCCGAGGCUCGUAAAUUAAAAUUCUCCAUAAGAACUGUCAUAAAAUAACAGCCGGAAAAGAACUUCCGCCAGUUUGUAUAUAAGAACAGAAUAUCUGUCGGAUAUCAGUGUACUUAUCAAUCGAACAGAAAACGGAAAACAUCCUUAACUCUUGUUUCCGGGUAUUUUGAAAAAAAAAUUUAAAAAAAAAAUGUUGAAGAAAUUUUUGAUUGUUUUUCUUGCUGUGGCAAUCGGAUGUGCAGCCGCUGAUCCCAUACGUCAAAAACCUCUAAGAAGACGGGUGUCAGCACGCCAAGAAGUGGCACCACCAACACCAGCACCCACCGGUUAUCCACCAGCCGGGGUUACACCUGAAGUACCAUUUGAAUUGCCUACCGAGACCCAAACACCCGAUGAAGUUUAUGGUCCACCAGAAGCACCUGAGCCACAGCCCGAUGAAGUUUAUGGCCCACCAGAAGCAACUGAACCCCAACCCGAUGAAGUUUAUGGUCCACCAGAAGCAGUUGAACCCCAACAACAACCCGAAGAACCUCAGCCCGACGCAGUUUAUGGUCCACCAGAAACUGAAACAACAUCCACCACCGAGGUUGCUGAAGAAUUUCCCCAGGAAACAGAAGAAGUAGUUCCUGUCGAAGAAGAGUUGGAAGAAGAAGCAGAAGCUGAAGCUGAAGAUGUUGAUGAAGUAGAGGAAGAAGUUUUACUUAGUGACGACGGUUCCGUCAUUGCCGUUUCCACUACUUUUGAUCAGAAACCCGCCCGUCUGGUCUAUCAACGUUUCCCCCAAAGACGUCAACCACCCACAUCGGUACCAGCCCGUUUGAGAGUGGCUAAGAUCCGUCAACCCAGUGCCAUUGUUUACACAACCAGAUACCAAAGAUUGUAAGGACCAGAGUUUCCUUGCAUUGACAUGUACUUAGGGAUAUUUUUUAU
Messenger RNA from Musca domestica (house fly), 1617 nucleotides. Its product is annotated as fibrous sheath CABYR-binding protein-like. The transcript has a single exon. NCBI's taxonomy places the organism in Eukaryota, Metazoa, Arthropoda, Insecta, Diptera, Muscidae. The record is from RefSeq and is a predicted model, not a curated record. The coding region runs from base 878 to 1570 and encodes 230 amino acids.